UUUAUUUGUUUUCCUUUUUAACAUGGAAUUAAUGCACUCAAAUGUUACUGACUAUAAACUUGUGAAAUAAGCAUUUCAAGACAUCAUACAUUAUAAAAACAAUUUAUCAAAUAUUAUAAAACUCAUAUCUGUUAAGCAGUCAAAUAAAACGUCAAAUAUGUAUGAAACAGUUUCCAACAUAUAAAGUACCACAUUUUCUGAACUUAUUCUCAAGUGUACCAACAUUUCAUUUUCAUACAGAAAAAAUACAUUUAAUUAACCUAAAAACUGUAUUCAAAGAAAUAACCAUUACACAAUUACUGUUUAUGUAUUCACCUAUAGGUGAUCAUGUUAACAAAACAAUUCAUUGUCAAAUCUGGUCAAAACACAAUGUGUUCAACAGUUUCAACCACCAACAUGUUUAAAACAAAAUUUUGUAUUUAGGAGUUACAUAUUGCUGAUCACAAAAUGAUACAAUAUUUAAAGGUCUGUAAUCUAUUAAGUCACCAGGCAGCUUUGCCAUGUCAAAAUCUUUGGUUCUGAUGACAUUGAAGGAAAAAAGGUGUUCAUCAAAAUAUUUAACUCUUAAAACUCUCAGGAACAUAAGCGCACAUUCUCUUUCACUUUGGGGAAUAAUGUGUAUAACUUCACCAAAUAAUGGUUCUCCCCUUUCAUCUGCUUUUAAAGUCAGAACGCAUUCUGUCCUGUAUGUUGUCCCCAAAAAACUGAUAGUAUUAGCCACAUGGACUGAACUGGUAUAAGUGAGAGUCUCAAAAUGAGAGUCUGUCCUAAGUUUGUCAAGCAAUUUGUCACCUUUAUACAAAGAUGCAAUCACAACUGGGAAAGCAUUUGGCACAGUCAUUUCAAAAUUGAGUGGUGAGCUCAAUUUCCAGUGGUACAUUUGCUGAAUCUGAUGUUUAUGAGCCAGCGUUUUUGAAAUAUUUCGAAAGUUGCAUACUACUUGGGCAUGUCGCUUAAGAGGGUGAUGUUUGGCUUCAAACCUCAUAAACCACAACUUGGAAAGAGGUCCAAAUAAAGUCAUAAUACUCGAAUAAUGUGUCAUAUAAUGAUGUUUAGGAAUUAGAUUCCUACCAGGAUAAAGAAGCUUGAACUGUGUAUGUUGAUCUAUUAUUAGUUAUUUAAGAUAAGCUGCAAGCCCUUUUGACACAACAGGUGCAAAAAUGAUGCCACAUAUUUCACGCAACAACAGGAAAAGAUGCCAAUGUGGGCUCUUUGGAUCAAUUAAAUCACCCAACAGAAAAGGCAAGACUAGUAGUAAACACCACAUCUGUGAUGCAGUCUGCAGGUAGCAAUCCUCUCCCAGCAUUGCUACCUGUUCCAUUUGCCACAUGUUUACCAUAGCUCUCUCUGUCAGCGACGAGGGAUUUACAUGUCAUAAAUGUAGGGAAAUAGUCAGGCUGACAGAGAGAAUCUCAGAAUUAGAGACACGCAUCCAAACUUUAAUCGAGGAUAGUAAGAAUGCAAGGGCUUCAGAUACUGUUUUGGAUGCGACUAGCUUAGUGAACUCUGUACAUUGUUCGGUUCCGGCUGUAGAGCCCGCGCAGCAGGGCACUUGGGUAACGGUGAGGCGGCCUAGCCGCGGAAAACACCACUCUUCCGUUCCAAUAAGAACAUCAAACAGGUUCUCCCCACUCAGUGAUACACCCACUGAGAAUCCUGUUGAAAGUGCCCUAGUUAUUGGCGAUUCUAUUACACGGAACGUGAAAAUAGAGACACCAGCCACCAUAGUCACAUGUUUGCCGGGAGCCAGAGCACCUGACAUCAAAGCAAAUUUAAAAGUGCUGGCUAAUGCUAAUCGUAAAUACUCUAAGAUUAUUAUUCACGUCGGCACUAAUGAUGUUCGACUUCGCCAGUCGGAGAUCACUAAAAUUAACAUUAAAGAGGUGUGUGAACUCGCAAGUACAAUGUCAGGAGAAGUAAUUUGCUCUGGCCCCCUUCCUGUUCGUCGGAGUGAUGAGAUAGUUAGCAGAUUAUCAUCACUCAAUGGCUGGCUGUCUAAGUGGUGUCCGCAAAAUAAUAUAGGUUUCAUAGAUAAUUGGAAAAGUUUUUGGGGCAGACCUGACCUGUUAAAAAGAGAUGGUAUUCAUCCCUCCCGGGAUGGUGCUGCUCUUCUCUCUAGUAAUAUGGCACAUAGUCUUAGAACUGAAACAUGACAAACUGGGGCCCAGGUCAGAAAGCAGACAGACUGGCUAAACCGACCGUCUGCUAGCUGCCUCACGUUACAGAAGUCAGAAAAUUCAGAUAACUCUCAACACAUAGAAACUCUUACACCUAGAUAUUUUCAAAUAGAGACUGUGUCUGUACCCCGAAUUAGUAAAAACAAAAAACUUCCAAACCCAUUUAAUGGUAAAAAUUUAAUUGAUGUUCAACAAAUAAAAAAUAGAGAUAAUAAUGCUAAACAAAUGAUAAAACUCGGGUUGUUAAAUAUUAGAUCCCUUUCUUCAAAAUCACUUAUUGUUAAUGAUAUUAUCAAAGAUAAUAAUCUAGAUGUGCUGUGUUUGACAGAAACUUGGCUAAAACCGGACGAUUACAUUACUUUAAAUGAGUCUAGUCCUCAAGGUUAUGAUUAUCGACACAAUGCCCGUCAGAAAGGCAAAGGGGGAGGUGUUGCUGUAAUCUAUAGUAAUAUUUACAGUAUUAGUCAGAAGUCUUUCAAAUAUAAUUCCUUCGAAACUAUGGUACUUUACGUAACAUUAUGUAAGUUGACAUUUGUGCUGGCUACUGUAUACAGGCCACCAGGACACAAUACAGACUUUAUCAAAGAAUUUGCUGACUUUCUAUCAGAGUUAGUACUAGCUGCAGAUAAAGUCCUUGUUGUUGGUGAUUUUAAUAUUCAUGUAGAUAAUAAAAAAGACACAUUAGGAUUGGCAUUUGCAGAUAUUCUAAACUCUAUUGGUGUUAGACAACAUGUGUCAGGACCCACUCAUUGUCGUAAUCAUACUUUAGAUCUAAUAUUGUCACAUGGAAUCGAUAUUGAUGCUGUUGAAAUUCUGCAGCAGAGUGACGACAUCUCAGAUCAUUAUCUAGUCUCGUGUAUACUACAUUUAGUCAAGGCGGCUAAACUGCCUCCAUGCCAUAAAUAUGGUAGAACCAUCACUUCUACCACUAAAGAUUGCUUUAUAAAUAAUCUUCCUGAUCAUUUUCAUCGCCUUAGCAUACCAGACAGCUUAGAAGACCUCGAUGUUGCAACAGAAACUAUUGCCUCUGUCUUUUCCAGCACAUUAGACUCAGUUGCUCCUUUGCGUUUAAAAAAGAUUAAGGAAAUUAAUCCAAUGCCAUGGUACAAUGACCACACUCGGGCCCUAAAGCUAGCAGCCAGAAAAAUGGAGCGCAGCUGGAAGAAAUCAAAACUAGAAGUAUUUCGUAUUUCGUGGAGAGAGAGAAUGAUUGAGUACAGAAAGGCCUUAAAAUCUGCUAGAUCUGCCUAUUUUUCUAAACUCUUAGAAGAAAAUAAACACAACCCUAGGUAUUUAUUUGAUACAGUGGCUAAAUUAACAAGAAAUAAAGCUUCAACUUCUGAUGUUUCCAAAGAGCACAGCAGUAAUGACUUUAUGAACUUCUUUACUUGCAAGAUUGAUAAUAUUAGAGAAAAAAUAAUAACCAUGCAACCGUCUACUACAGUAUCGUGUCAGAUAGUGCAUUGUAGUGUCCCUGAGGAAAAAUUCAAUUCAUUUACUGCUUUAGGAGAGGAAGAAUUGUCUAAACUUGUUAAAUCAUCAAAAUCAACAACAUGUAUGUUAGACCCUAUACCGACUAAGCUAUUGAAAGAAAUGCUUCCAGAGGUCAUAGACCCUCUUCUCAAUAUCGUCAAUUCAUCUUUAUCAUUAGGAUACGUACCAAAAACUUUUAAGCUGGCUAUUAUUAAACCUCUUAUUAAAAAACCACAACUUGAUCCUAGAGAAUUAGUCAAUUACAGGCCGAUCUCAAAUCUCACUUUUCUGUCAAAAAUACUAGAAAAGGCAGUAUCAUCACAGCUAUGUUCCUUUUUAGAAAGAAAUGGUAUCUGUGAGGAUUUCCAGUCAGGAUUUAGACCGUACCAUAGUACUGAGACUGCUCUCAUUAGAGUUACUAAUGAUUUGCUCUUAUCAUCAGAUCGUGGUUGUAUCUCUCUAUUAGUGUUACUGGAUCUUAGUGCAGCAUUUGACACUAUUGAUCACAAUAUUCUUUUAAAUAGACUCGAAAAUUAUGUUGGCAUUAGUGGAAUUGCAUUGUCAUGGUUCAAAUCAUACUUAUCUGACCGUUAUCAGUUUGUAGUAGUAAACGAAGACAUGUCAUAUCGAUCACAAGUUCAAUAUGGAGUACCACAAGGCUCAGUACUAGGACCGUUACUGUUCACUCUGUACAUGCUACCCUUGGGAGAUAUCAUUAGGAAGCAUGGCGUUAGUUUUCACUGUUACGCUGAUGAUACUCAGCUCUAUAUUUCUUCGCGCCCUGGCGAAACUUACCAAUUCACAAAAUUAACGGAAUGCAUAGCUGAUAUAAAAAAUUGGAUGACCAGUAAUUUCCUACUACUAAAUUCAGAAAAAACAAAGAUUCUAAUUUUUGGACCAAAAACUUCUUCACGUAAUAACCUAGAAUAUUGUCUAACACUUGAUGGCUGCUCUGUUAAGUCUUCGUCGUCAGUUAGGAACCUGGGUGUGCUCUUUGAUACCAAUCUUUCAUUUGAAGGCCAUGUUACUAGCAUCUGUAAAACCGCAUUCUUCCAUCUUAAAAAUAUAUCUAAACUACGACAUAUGCUCUCAAUGAAAAAUGCAGAACAGUUAGUUCAUGCGUUCAUGACCUCAAGGCUAGAUUACUGUAACGCUCUACUGGGUGGUUGUUCUGCUCGCCUGAUAAAUAAACUACAGCUCGUACAAAAUGCAGCAGCUAGAGUUCUUACUAGAACCAGGAAGUAUGACCAUAUUAGCCCAGUUCUGUCAACACUGCAUUGGCUUCCUGUUAAACAUCGUAUAGAUUUUAAAAUCUUGCUAAUUACUUACAAAGCACUAAAUGGUUUAGCUCCCCAGUACCUGAGCGAGCUCCUAAUUCAUUAUAGUCCUUCACGUCUAUUGCGAUCUCAGAAUUCAGGCCAGCUGAUAAUACCUAGAAUAUCAAAAUCAACUGCAGGUGGUAGAUCCUUCUCCUAUUUGGCACCUAAACUCUGGAACAAUCUUCCUAGCAUUGUUCGGGAAGCAGACACACUCUGUCAGUUUAAAUCUAGACUAAAAACGCAUCUCUUUAACCUGGCAUACACAUAACACAUUACCAAUUUAUAUUUCCAAAUCCGUUAAAGGAUUAUUAGGCUGCAUAAAUUAGGUCAGCCGGAACCGGGAACACUUCCUAUAACACCUGAUGUACUCGUUACAUCAGAAGAAGAAUGGCAUCUACGCUAAUAUUAGUCUUUCUGUUUAUCCCGAGGUUCACCGUAGUCAACCGGAUCCGGGCCAUAUCCAGGUGAGACCAAGGACCUGCACCUUGACACGACCACAACGCAGCCCUGAAGUAUCAGCAGAGAUUGAGUCAACUAGAUCAUCCCCUGUGAAGGCCUCAUCGACACGACAGCCACGACACAGUUCCUCAACAACCGUCCAUACCGGCGUGAUGAAUACGAUCCUCAAUUGGAUGGAACUGAAAUAAAUACUUUUAAUGUUGCGAUCCUAUUGGACUUAUGAUAGCAACCUGAAUUGUAACAAAGCACUGUUGGCCAGAGGAGAACUGGCACCCCGACUAAGCCUGGUUUCUCCCAAGGUUUUUUUCUCCAUUUUAACACCAAUUUGCCACUUGUCUGCCACCUGAUGUCACCUGAUGGAGUUUGGGUUCCUUGCCGCUGUCGCCUCUGGCUUGCUUAGUUGGGGACACUUGACUUGACAUUUGAUAUUCAACAGUGCUUUUGAUCUGCCUGCAUUGACACUAUUCUUUAAGAGCUGCUGUGCAGCCAAACAAUGUACCAGUUAUCAAUGUAAAGCUGCUUUGACACAAUCUACAUUGUAAAAAGCGCUAUAUAAAUAAAGGUGACUUGACUUGA
Ctenopharyngodon idella (grass carp) is the source of this 6004-nucleotide messenger RNA. RefSeq lists its product as uncharacterized. Bases 1329 to 2153 code for a protein of 274 amino acids. The record is from RefSeq and is a predicted model, not a curated record. The transcript has a single exon. NCBI's taxonomy places the organism in Eukaryota, Metazoa, Chordata, Actinopteri, Cypriniformes, Xenocyprididae.